Messenger RNA from Drosophila mojavensis, 916 nucleotides. RefSeq lists its product as uncharacterized. Lineage: Eukaryota; Metazoa; Arthropoda; Insecta; Diptera; Drosophilidae. The record is from RefSeq and is a predicted model, not a curated record. The coding region runs from base 156 to 761 and encodes 201 amino acids. The transcript has 3 exons.
UCAGGUCCUCCUCUUUCAAAUUUGAAGCAAUUUAACUGAGUCGAUAUGUAAUUAUUGUGAUAAAUAUCAGCAUUACACAACUUGUUUUUCGUGUAUAAAAACCCAUUCAAUUCAAGGAUAAAAAUCAAUUCCCAUUGGAAUUUAAUAAUAACACAAUGUUGUUCGUUUCAAAGUUUCUCUAUGCAGUGUUGUUCCUCAUUUUCAUCGUAAAAAUAUCGUAUGCCUUGAAAUACCAGUUUAUUCCUGAAAAUGACGAGUUCUUUGAUGAUUGUUCUAAUCAACCAAAUAAUGUUCUUAAUUUUUAUGGAGUGUUUAAUACCUCCGAGUUCACAAUUUCACGCCAGGACGAUAUAAUUUAUAUGUCUGGCAAUACUACCUAUAAGUGGAAUAUUCAACCAGGAGAUCGCAUUGAGAUGAGCUUUCAGCUAUUUAAAUUUGAUCGUAUAGCCUGGGUGCAAACACUAUUCGGUAUGACAGUUCGUAACAUGUGUGCUCUUCUAUAUGAUGAGCCUCAGUACUGGUAUAAGUAUUGGACAAAAUAUAUAACUAAUAAAGAAGACGUGAAGGACAAAUGCAUGUACCCUGGAACUAAAUUAAUUCACGAACCCUUUUCUCUGAAUUUGAUAUUCGAUUUUACUGGAUUGCCUUUAAGUGGACGACAUAAAGUUAUUGCCACAAUUAAAGCAUUUAACGCGAAGAAUGUGGAGCGAGAAACUAGCAUCUGUAUCGAAGUAGAGGGACACUUUGAAAGACUCAAUUAAUGUACAUAAAUUGAAAGCCUGGAGUGAUUAAUGUUACAGUAUCUACAAGUCGGUUAUUUCCGACGCGAACACUUUUUUAUUAUCCUAUCAAUACCAAUAACUACUAUACAAUAAAAAAAAUUGUUUGUGUCUCUUUUGAUUGAGAAUUUGUAACA